ACCAAAAGGGGGAAAGGAGAACGGGCAAAGUAAUAUGAGGGGCAGAGCAUGGCCAUUUUAUUUUACACUGCAAGCGAUGUUUUUUUCUAUCUUCUCUUUUCAUCUUUUUCUCAGGCUUGCCAUCAUUUUUCUUCUUUUUUACCAGCCGAAAAAAGAAAGAAUGGAUGUACGGAAAUGGCUCUGCACUUCUUAUCUUUCUGGAAAAGACAAUGGGUCAAUUUUUUAUUUUUAUUUUUUGGGAUGUCCACAAGGACAGUACAAGAGGAAAAAUUACGCAUCGCUCGGGAUUGCAUUCGAGUGCCAAGUUGAUUAAAAUGGCAGCAAGAGAGAAAACAUUCUAAUAUUUACGCGUUUUGGUACGGGUUUUUUCUUUUUACGUAUAAUUUAUAUUUCGUUGCAGUGUAAAAUCUGAUUAUCGUGCGUUGCAUGGCCAAACAAUAGAGUGAGAGGACAAGGAGCUCCUUGAUUCCUGCGUGCGUGCGUGCGUUUGCCGACGCCGCUGCCAACAUCGCAGCGCGCGAGUGUAUAUGAUUGUCGCCAAUCGCUGCAACAGCUGCCACACACCACGACAAGACGAGAAAUCUCGAUUUCAAAAAUAAUCACUACAAAAAAUAAUCGCUACAAGACAAAAUC
Molecule: messenger RNA, 633 nt
Organism: Kickxella alabastrina
Lineage: Eukaryota; Fungi; Kickxellomycota; Kickxellomycetes; Kickxellales; Kickxellaceae
Exons: 1
Coding region: 49-309 (86 amino acids)
Source: RefSeq, a predicted model, not a curated record